AGUGACAUUAUUAAAAUUGUUUUAAAUUCUACCGAAGCUUUGGAAUGAAAAUUUAUUGCGACGAUAGUUAUUUGUCGAAGUUACGUUUUGUUUUUAUCGUGGUGUUUACUUACUGGAUUGAUGUGAAGAAAUUUCAGUUUAAGGAUUCAGAUUCUAGUGUUUUAAUUCAGGCCCCCAUUAUCGAUACAUCAAAGAAGCCCAUUGUGUGGGUGCUGGGAGGCCCAGGGUCCGGCAAGGGUACCCAGUGUGAGAAGAUCAUAGCCAAGUAUGGCUUCACACAUCUUUCCACUGGAGACCUGCUGAGGGCUGAGGUGAAGAGCGGCUCCGAGAGAGCGAAGACCCUCACUGCUAUUAUGGAACAAGGUGGUCUGGUCCCCAAUGAUGUGGUGUUGGAGCUGCUGAAGGAGGCCAUCGUGUCCCGCGCGGCUGACUCCAAGGGUUUCCUGGUGGACGGCUACCCUCGGGAGAAGUCACAGGGUAUCGCCUUCGAACAAGCCAUCGCUCCUGUAUCUGUGAUAAUCUACUUCGAGGCGUCAUCGGAGACGCUGACCACGAGGCUGCUGGGCCGUGCCGCCAGCUCCGGCCGAGCUGAUGAUAACGAGGAGACCAUCAAACUGCGUCUGAAGACCUUCCUCGACAACAACCAGCAAGUCCUGGACCAGUACCCUGAUAAAAUCAGCAGGAUAAACGCCGAAGCCUCCGUGGACACCAUCUUCGAUGAAGUCCAGAAGAUCCUGGAUCCCCUCGUAGUUGCUGCUUGAGCGCACAACUCAACAUUUUAUACUCUUGUACAUACACCUCUACUUUACAUUAAUUUUAAAUAUUUUAUCUAAUGAUUGUUAAUUAAAUCAUGUUUUUAUUUUAA
Molecule: messenger RNA, 865 nt
Organism: Spodoptera frugiperda (fall armyworm)
Lineage: Eukaryota; Metazoa; Arthropoda; Insecta; Lepidoptera; Noctuidae
Product: adenylate kinase isoenzyme 1
Exons: 5
Coding region: 45-761 (238 amino acids)
Biological process (GO): nucleoside triphosphate biosynthetic process
Cellular component (GO): cytoplasm; cytosol
Molecular function (GO): ATP binding; AMP kinase activity
Source: RefSeq, a predicted model, not a curated record